GGGAUUUAGACGCAUUUUCAAGUCUGGUAGUGGAAAGGAAAGAGUAAAACAUGACGAGACUGAACAUCUUAGCUUUGAGCCUCUUCGCGUUCAUCUCUGUAUCUACAGCAUAUGUGACAUGUCCUGAUGACUGGACGAGACAUGGGUUCUCCUGCUACUAUUUCCGAUCGUGUGACGUAACGUGGGAUGAUGGUGAACGAGAGUGCCUGGCUCUUGGUGGCCAUCUUGUUUCUAUCGAUACCAGGGCCGAGAUGGCCUUUGUCGAGAAUCUAGUAGCUGGAGAGAAAGGACCGUUCUGGAUCGGUCUGAACGACAAGUACCGUGAGGGUCAGUGGUUCUUCACAGACAUGAGGCGUCUUCGUCCCGAGCUGGGGCCUCUCUGGGGUGCACACGAGCCCAACAACAAUGGUGAUGAGGAUUGUGUCAUGUUUCCUCAUGGCGCCGAUAAGAAGUGGAACGACGCCAAGUGUGAUAGCAAGUACAGCUUCAUCUGCGAGAUUGAAAAAUUCGGUUGCCCCGACGGUUGGGGAGAGUACGGGGACUCCUGCUACCACCAGGUCGUAACACCAAAGGUCAACCAGUUCGACGCCCAGACCCACUGCCAGUCCAUCCAUCAAGACUGCAGUCUGGUCAAGAUCGACAACCACGACGAACAGGCUUUCCUAGAGAGCUUCUUUGGAGAGAGCUGUGCCGACUGGAUUGGUCUCCUGGGAGAGGUAAACGCAAACGCAAACUCAAACGCGAACGGCGUCUCUGCCUCACACCAUCAUGAUCACGACGACGCCAACGGCGGCAACGACGGAGGAAACAGUGGUGGAAGCGGCGAAUUCUUAACUCGCGAUUAUUUCUUCACCGAUGGCCAGCCGAUGGUGCACGACUUCUGGAAGUCGAACGAACCCAACUUCGACAAGGACAAUGACCGCGUGUGUGCGAUUCAGAAGAACACUCUGGGAUGGAAUGAUUACGGUUGCGGUAACGAGAUGAGCUACAUUUGCGAGUUAAAGAAACCAAGCUUCUAAGAAAUGCUUGUUAAGUGUUAAGUCUGCCCUCUGAAAGUACAGGAAGGGAAAUGCAUUCUUUUAGAAGUCAUUCUAAAGA
Molecule: messenger RNA, 1098 nt
Organism: Strongylocentrotus purpuratus (purple sea urchin)
Lineage: Eukaryota; Metazoa; Echinodermata; Echinoidea; Camarodonta; Strongylocentrotidae
Product: macrophage mannose receptor 1-like
Exons: 6
Coding region: 51-1019 (322 amino acids)
Molecular function (GO): signaling receptor activity
Source: RefSeq, a predicted model, not a curated record